This is a messenger RNA of Colossoma macropomum (tambaqui), 1011 nucleotides long. Its product is annotated as trace amine-associated receptor 13c-like. The record is from RefSeq and is a predicted model, not a curated record. Gene Ontology annotation, biological process: G protein-coupled receptor signaling pathway. Gene Ontology annotation, molecular function: trace-amine receptor activity. The transcript has a single exon. The coding region runs from base 1 to 1011 and encodes 336 amino acids. Gene Ontology annotation, cellular component: membrane. Lineage: Eukaryota; Metazoa; Chordata; Actinopteri; Characiformes; Serrasalmidae.
AUGAAUAACACAGAGUAUCAGCACAACAUCACAGUUCAAUACUGCUUUCCUGACAGUACUGCAUCUUGCAGAAAGGAAGUUCAAACAGGCCCUGCUUAUAUGUUAUUGUUCAUUUUUCUCUCAUGUGUAUCUGUGUGCACUGUGUUUCUGAACCUGCUGGUGAUCAUCUCCAUCUCUCACUUCAAGCAGCUCCACACUCCCACCAACCUGCUCAUCCUCUCUCUGUCUGUGGCGGAUCUACUUGUGGGAUUGAUUGUUAUGCCAGUGAAAGUAAUGAGGCUGAUUGACUCUUGUUGGUAUCUUGGAAUAGUGGCAUGCAUUGUUUCUGAAAUAAUCAUUGGCCUUUCGAUGUUUGCAUCUCUCAGUAGUUUAAUUUUCAUUGCAGUUGAUCGGUACAUUGCUGUCAGUGACCCUCUUCUGUAUUCCAGUAGAAUCACAGUUUGUAAAAUGUCUGUAUUCAUAUUCCUUGGCUGGUCUUUCUCUCUGUUUUAUAUUGUAAUUUAUUUUUACUUUAAUAAUCAUCUUCUGCCGUCUCAGAUUUACAUUAGAUGUUAUGGUGAGUGUGUAGUAUUUCUAAAAUAUUCUUGGUUGGUUAUUGACCUGGUGAUUUUUUUUCUAGUCCCCUGCUCCGUUAUACUGAUCUUGUACUCAAUUAUUUUUAAUGUGGCAAGACGACAAGCCAAAGCUGUUAGAGCUGUCAUGAAUAUAAUCUCACAAAAAGUUUCAAGCUCUUCUCAAAUCAAAGCUGCAAAAACACUAGGAAUUGUAAUAUUUGUUUAUCUUGCUUGCUGGAUACCUUAUUAUGUAAGCUCUCUGUCAGUUGAAAGUGUUACGUCUUUGUCGAUGGUGUGGACUGUGUUUGGGUGGCUAAUAUGCAUUAACUCCUCUGUGAAUCCAUUAAUUUAUGCCAUAGUCUACCCAUGGUUUAGAGAAUCAGCUAAGUAUAUUUUAUCAUGUAGAAUAUUCGAAUCCUCAUCUUCAAGGUUUAAUUUGCUUCCCCAGCAUUUUUAA